Messenger RNA from Nymphalis io (European peacock), 622 nucleotides. Its product is annotated as thioredoxin, mitochondrial. Lineage: Eukaryota; Metazoa; Arthropoda; Insecta; Lepidoptera; Nymphalidae. Bases 1 to 525 code for a protein of 174 amino acids. The transcript is spliced from 2 exons. Gene Ontology annotation, molecular function: protein-disulfide reductase activity. Gene Ontology annotation, cellular component: cytoplasm. The record is from RefSeq and is a predicted model, not a curated record.
AUGUCAAUUUCAUUUGUUUCAUUUGUCACAUUACAGGUUCAUCAAUUUCGCAGAUUUUUUGCCAAAAUAUUAAAAAUGUUUGGACGAAGUGCAACGGCCUUAUUAGUGAGAAAUCCUUAUUUUAAUAAACCUGCUUUAAUUUUAAGAAAUAUCUCAGUUACGCCAUCGAACAAUGAUAUAAUAAAAAUCCAGAGCACUGAAGAUUUUAAGGAUAAAGUCAUCAAUAGCAAAGUACCUGUUGUUGUUGAUUUUUUUGCAACGUGGUGCAAUCCAUGCCGGCUUCUUACACCGAGACUUGAAUCAAUAAUUUCUGAGAGUAAAGGUAAAGUGCUCCUAGCAAAAGUAGAUAUUGAUGAGCAAACAGAUUUAGCUCUUGAUUAUGAAGUUAGCUCAGUACCGGUUCUGGUAGCAAUCAAAAAUGGGAAAGUGCAACAGAGAUUGGUGGGUUUGCAGGAUACAGAUAAAUUAAGGAAAUGGAUUGAGCAAUUUUCAUCCGAGGAGUCAGAAGUUAAAAUUAAUGCCUAGUUUAUCAAAGCAAUGCAUUCUUAUUAUUUGUUAAUAUAAAUUAUUGUUCUUGUUACUCAUAAUAAUGUAGUUGGAAUAAAACUUAGCAAAAGUAAAA